GCUGUGCAACAUCCAGUAAGAUGAUCCGCGACCACGAGAUACCAGAUCCGGACUCGCAGGUAUCAGCGUCCGAUAUGGUCGAGGAUAUCACAUUCACUCAUGGAAACCUUCCCGAGGAAGAUAGCGACAUCAAGGACUUCUAUCGGGAAUCAACAGUAUUUAUUACGGGCGCUACAGGUUUCUUAGGAAAGUUGUGUAUGGAGAAACUGAUAAGGACAUGUCCGGAUAUCAAUAAAAUAUGGAUCCUUAUCAGACCGAAGAAAGGCAAAGAGGUCAGCAAGAGGUUCGACGAGCUAUUUGACGAGCCGAGUUUCGACCCGUUGAAGAGGAACUGUCCAGACUUCAGGAACAAAAUUCACAUGGUGAUGGGCGAUGUAGGCUCGCCAGGUCUAGGAUUAAGUGAAGAAGACAAAGAAAAACUUAUAGCCGAAGUCGACUGCAUAUUUCACUUCGCCGCUACGGUCAGGUUCGACGAAAAGUUGAAACUAUCGACACAUAUUAACGUUAGGGGAGUGAGGGAAAUUCUUAGGCUAGCGAGGCACAUGAAGAAACUCAGGGCGUUUGUACAUGUUUCCACGGCAUAUUCAAACUGUACACACAAAGUCAUAGACGAAAAAUUCUACAAUCCACCGAUGACAGGCGAAAAACUCAUAAACCUUGUAGAAUGCUUAGACGAGGAUAUGCUAACUGCCAUCACGCCUACGUAAGUUGGAUAUUUGCUUAAAAUUACAUCCUAUAGGGAAAAUAUGUGUCUCACAAGCAUCUUUUUUCAAUGAUAAAAAUCGUAGUUACAAACGAGACGAAAUUCGAGAUAUUGGUGUUUCGUACGGAACAUCAAUGAAUUGCUGUACAUUGGGUAGAAUUAUUUAACAAUAAC
Acanthoscelides obtectus is the source of this 877-nucleotide messenger RNA. The record is from the annotation of a GenBank genome assembly. NCBI's taxonomy places the organism in Eukaryota, Metazoa, Arthropoda, Insecta, Coleoptera, Chrysomelidae.